Coniophora puteana RWD-64-598 SS2 is the source of this 1563-nucleotide messenger RNA. RefSeq names its product WD40 repeat-like protein. The transcript has 5 exons. Gene Ontology annotation, cellular component: nucleolus. Gene Ontology annotation, biological process: positive regulation of transcription by RNA polymerase I; rRNA processing. Gene Ontology annotation, molecular function: protein binding. NCBI's taxonomy places the organism in Eukaryota, Fungi, Basidiomycota, Agaricomycetes, Boletales, Coniophoraceae. The record is from RefSeq and is a predicted model, not a curated record. The coding region runs from base 1 to 1563 and encodes 520 amino acids.
AUGGACUACCAGCCCGUGCUCGUCCAGCGACACGCCCGACCCGCUGCUGCAAAGCACUCGCCCGAGUCCCGUCACUGGCGCCAGUUCCGCCACCCCGUCUUCAUCAAGGAGUACGCCCCAGUCACGUCCGUCCAUUUCUGUCCCUCAAAACCACAUCGUUAUGCCGUCACUGCAGCCACCCGCGUGCAGAUAUAUGCUCCCCGCACGAACAAGCUUACAAAGACCAUCUCCCGCUUCAAGGACAUCGCUCGCAGCGCAUCCAUCCGCAACGAUGGAAAGCUUCUUAUUGCCGCAGAUGAUACAGGUCUCGUGCAGAUAUUCGACGUAAAUUCCCGUGCUAUCCUCCGCACUCUUGACUCCCACAAGCAGCCUGUUCACGUCGCGGCUUUCUCCCCUCUUGAUUCUACACAAGCUCUUUCCUGUUCAGACGACACCACCGUCAAACUCUGGGACGUUCCCUCCCAAGCCGCCCUUCUCACCUUUUCUGCACACACGGACUACGUCCGCUCUGGCCAGGUCGCUCCUCACAACCCACAUCUCAUCCUCACAGGAUCAUAUGACGCGACGACCCGUCUAUUCGACUCCCGCACCGGCCAGUGCGAGAUGCUCAUGGGCGGCAGCUCCUCCGAUGCAGCUCCCGUAGAGCAGACCGCCAUGUUCCCCUCCGGUACCGUUGCACUCUCCGCUGCCGGCCCUAUCGUCCGUGUAUGGGACCUUGUAGGCGGUGGUCGCUGCAUACGCGCGUUCUCCAACCACCAGAAGACUGUUACUAGUCUCGCCUUCAGUCAACACGCGACAAGGCUCCUCACAGCUGGCCUUGACCAGAUGGUAAAAGUGUACGACGUUUCAUCGUAUAAAGUUGUGCACACUAUGCGAUAUCCCGCCCCUCUUCUCUGUCUGGCCGUAUCUCCCGACGAUACCCUCAUAGCGGCAGGGAUGUCAGAUGGUACAUUGUCCGUUCGUCGGCGGCAUACAAAAGCGAAUGGUACUGAGGAUGGCACGCUCGCUUCUGCUCUCAAAGCUGGGACGUUCGACACCUUUAUCGAUGGCGCCCUCCCAACCCUCGGUCAGGGCCUUUCAACUAAGAAGAUCAAGUCAAAAGCGGUUGGAGAUCAAGAUGAACUACGCAUAGAAAGUCGCCGACGGAAGCGUCUUCGUGACUAUGACCGGCUGCUCAAGGGCUUCAAAUAUUCGGCGGCGCUUGAUGCCGUUCUGCGUAAGGAUGUUCCUCCCACAACGUCUUUCGCGCUCAUUCAGGAACUCGUGCACCGCGACGGCCUCCGAAGCGCGCUUGCAGGGCGUGACGAUGUUCUGCUUGAGCCCAUCUUACGUCUACUCCUUAAACACGUCGCUGACCCGCGAUUUGGCGAGCUCGUCUGUGAUGUUGCAUCGCUCGUCAUUGAGAUGUAUGAGCCUGUACUCGGCCAAUCCCCUCUUAUAGAUACUCUUUUUGUGCGUCUCCGUAAAAAAGUGCAAGCCGAGUUGAGGUUCCAAAAAGAGUUGCGAAAAACUCGAGGAGCGCUUGACAUGGUCUUUGCAUCUGCCGCUCUUGCCGUUUCAUAG